This is a messenger RNA of Psylliodes chrysocephalus, 453 nucleotides long. NCBI's taxonomy places the organism in Eukaryota, Metazoa, Arthropoda, Insecta, Coleoptera, Chrysomelidae. The record is from the annotation of a GenBank genome assembly.
AUGGCAAAGAACACAUCGAGUUCGGCUUUUCGAAAAAUCGACGUUGAUCAGUAUUCCGAAAACAAUUUUAGAGAAGAUGAGACUGAUUCCGGUGGUUCAGUAGGACCAGAUGAGAACGAAGUUAACAAUUUACUUCAAAAAGGGAAACAUUUAGAUGCAUUAAAAGUGGUUUUGAAUAAUGCUCCAUUAGGAAUAAAAAAUCAAGUAAUCAAGGACAAUGCUUUCAAUAUAGCAUUCAAAGUACUAUUAGCAAUAAAACCAUCUCAAAUAGAGGAAGUCACAAAUUCCUUAAAUAUCGAAUAUUUGGAUACUCUAAUGAAGUAUGUUUAUAAAGGCUUUGAAUGCCCAUCAGAAGGCAGCAGUGGACAUUUACUGUUAUGGCAUGAAAAAAUUUAUAAUAUUGGUGGAGUUGGUUGCAUUGUUAGAGUAUUGUCAGAUACCAGAAGAGUUUAA